Messenger RNA from Brassica napus (rape), 511 nucleotides. Its product is annotated as chromatin-remodeling complex subunit ies6. Bases 75 to 428 code for a protein of 117 amino acids. The transcript is spliced from 3 exons. Gene Ontology annotation, cellular component: Ino80 complex. The record is from RefSeq and is a predicted model, not a curated record. Gene Ontology annotation, biological process: chromatin remodeling. NCBI's taxonomy places the organism in Eukaryota, Viridiplantae, Streptophyta, Magnoliopsida, Brassicales, Brassicaceae.
ACCGGUUAUUAACAACCGAGAGACGGCGUAUAAAGCAUCCUCGGAUGGAUCUAGGGUUUAACUAACAGAAGAAGAUGGAGGGGGAGUUGGUUGAUGCAGAUAUAGUGGUUCCGAUGCAUCUGAGCUUUAAGAAGACACAGGCCUAUGAAAAGUACCCAAAGGGGCAGUCUCGAGGAAGGUGGAAACAUCUCAAGCAGAUCCUCCAAGCUGACCCUGAUGAUCCCUUUUAUAUCAACAUCGAGUCGCCUCCAUCCACUCAGCCAUGCAAGAGAAUUUGCGAUGUCACUGGAUUCGAGGCGCCAUAUGUAGACCCCAGAACAAACCUCCGCUAUGCAAAUGCUCAUGUUUUCAAGGCUCUAAGGUCACUCUCCACCCACCAAGUCCACCACUAUCUCUCCAUUCGCAAUGCCGCUCCACUUCUCAAGUAGCCAGCCCCCCCAUGUCCUGUUUUUACUUGUAAUAUGUAUUGUGGUAGAUAUUUUUAUGUAUGCAAUUGUUGAUUUCCCUCAAA